GGAAUGUGGCGCAGGAGCCCGGGAUGCAGCUGACAGCGCCUACGGCCACUGUGCGUCGAUGCGCAGGCGUCACCGGCCCCGCAGCGGCGCGCAGGUCACAUAGCAACGGCGGGAGGGGGCGGGACAGGCAGGGUGGGGACCGUCCUCCGCCGAGCCCCCAGGCGGCCCCCCCUCUAUUGCUCUUUCCAGCCCCCGCGGACGCUUAGCAACGGUCGCUAAGGCCGAAGACUGGCACCGCCCCCCGCGCGCGAACACGUCACUUCCGCCGGCGACCCCUUCCCGACCCUGCUCCCCCCCCCACAACCUUGUCGAAGGAUCGGGGCGGCCCGGAGCGGUGCUUGCAGGUCCCUGCUCCCACGACGCGAGACAGCCGCGGGGCACGGGGUGCACGCGGGAGCCUGGGGGCUGCCAUGGCCCCCAGCCACCUGUCGGUGCGGGAGAUGCGGGAGGACGAGAAGCCGCUGGUGCUGGAGAUGUUAAAGGCCGGCGUGAAGGACACCGAGAACCGCGUGGCCCUGCACGCCCUGACGCGGCCGCCUGCGCUGCUGCUCCUGGCGGCGGCCAGCAGCGGCCUCCGCUUCGUCCUGGCCUCCUUCGCCCUGGCCCUCUUGCUGCCCGUCUUCCUGGCCGUGGCCGCCCUGAAGCUCGGCCUGCGGGCACGGUGGGGCUCGCUGCCCCCGCCCGGCGGCCUGGGGGGCCCCUGGGUGGCCGUACGGGGCUCGGGCGACGUGUGCGGGGUCCUGGCUCUGGCCCCGGGCACCCACGCCGGGGACGGCGCCCGCGUCACCCGCCUUUCGGUUUCCCGCUGGCACCGGCGCCGGGGCGUGGGCCGGAGGCUGUUGGCCUUCGCCGAGUGCCGCGCGCGCGCCUGGGCCGGGGGCAUGGGGGAGCCCCGCGCGCGGCUGGUGGUCCCCGUGGCCGUGGCCGCGUGGGGCGUGGCGGGCAUGCUGGAGGGCUGCGGCUAUCAGGCGGAUGGGGGCUGGGGCUGCAUGGGCUACACGCUGGUGAGGGAGUUCAGCAAGGACCUGUGAGCCAGAGCCACUAUCCUCCACUGCCCCAGGCCCAGGCCCCAGGGAACUGGUGGGGGGGUGGAGGUGAACUGAAUUCCCUCUCCCCUACCCCCUCGCUACUGGCAGCUGGGGGGGUGGCCCAGAUGGGGACAGUCCCUCAUGUGGGAUAGUUCUGGCAUGAGCCUGGAGGGGGUGGGGGGGCCUCAAGGUAAGCUGUGGGCAGCUGGCUGCAUCUGCUUCCUUUGUUAAUAAAGCUUGAAGCCGCCAAGGCGCCGUCUUGGCCGGAUGUC
This is a messenger RNA of Sorex araneus (European shrew), 1300 nucleotides long. It is a transcript of the gene NAT14, whose product is annotated as N-acetyltransferase 14 (putative). Bases 411 to 1031 code for a protein of 206 amino acids. The record is from RefSeq and is a predicted model, not a curated record. Lineage: Eukaryota; Metazoa; Chordata; Mammalia; Eulipotyphla; Soricidae. Gene Ontology annotation, molecular function: N-acetyltransferase activity. The transcript has 3 exons.